AUGGCCCGUGGUAACCAGAGAGAUCAGUCUCGCGCGAAGAACGAGAAAAAGAAACAGGAGCUGCUCAAGAGCCAAAAGAAAGCGGUGGGCAAGGGCGGUAUACUGGGCAAAAAGGAGCACGAUGCUGAUAAGAUGAGAGCGAAGCAAGCGUUGGCCGAUCAGCGGAAAGAAGCUGAAGCACUUGCAGCAGCCAAGAAGUAA
Messenger RNA from Aspergillus tubingensis, 201 nucleotides. RefSeq names its product 4F5 domain protein. The record is from RefSeq and is a predicted model, not a curated record. Bases 1 to 201 code for a protein of 66 amino acids. The transcript is spliced from 3 exons. NCBI's taxonomy places the organism in Eukaryota, Fungi, Ascomycota, Eurotiomycetes, Eurotiales, Aspergillaceae.